UGAGAAGUAGUUUUGUGCUCAUAUUGAUUUAAAUUAUAUCUCCCUCAAUUUAUACUUUAUAUUUCUAUGGUACAAUUCACAAUCACUUUUUAUUAGAUUCCGUUCAUCUUUUUUGUCAUGUUCUUCUCAUGGUCAAGUAUGAAUUUCCAAACAGGCGAGGUUUGGUAGUAACUUAUUUUUUAUUAGAAACUUCCUUGCUCUGUCCGCUGAUGUACCAGUUCUGUGCAGCGAGAUUUUGCUGUCAACAGCAUAACCAAUAAACAUUGGCCAGGCCAUAGAGUGUGGCCAUCCUUUGUUUCCUUACCAACAUUCCACUAUAUAUAGGGGAUUGCUGUUUGUGUUGAUGGCUGAAGGUCACCAAAUUAAGAUCAGCAAUAAAAUAAUUUAGAUGCUUCUAUGUUUGCUUUCAUGCGCAGGUGUAAGUGUGAAAAUGUAACGUGAUCAUCCUACGUGUUAUGAACAUUAGAUUUGAAUUGGUCAGCAGCAUCCUGGCCUGCACAAUGAUUCAGUAGAAACACUGUCAGUAUUGAGCAAUUUUGGGGAAAAAGUUGAAUAGUAAUUCAUUUUGAAUUUGGAAACUGUGUCAGCUGUUUAAAAUGCAGAUAGUUCAGGCUGAAAUUGUACCAUCUGUGUUGUAUAUGCCCUGAAGUGGCGAGUGCUGCUCAGUAGAGGUUAGAGAUCUACCUUCUAGCAGAACGAGAUGAGCAGGCAGGAGGAGGAUAACUUGACUGUGUGUUCUGUCUCCUUCUGGCACAUUGGGGUUUUAUAUAUAUAUAUAUAUAUAUAUAUAUAUAUAUAUGUGUGUGUGUGUGUUUUUAGAUGCAUUGAUAGCAGAGGGUAGUUUAUCCACCGUUAAAUAAACUUUAACUUUUUAGUAUUUGUCUUUUUUUUUUUUUUCUGUUGUGAUACAACCUGCACUAAAAACACCAAUUGAGCGUCACAGUGGUAAGUGUUAGAGCCCAAACAGUUGUUAAGUUGUGUUCUGUUUGAUUGGGGAAAAACCCCCAAAACAAAACAUGAAUUAUUUUAAUAAAUACAAAAAUAAUCUUAUCCAAUGACAAAAAUGAUUUAGAAAGUAUUUGUUAGUUUAAAGUUUUGGAUUACUAUAAAAGGGGCCUGUAUUAGAAUAACAAAUUAGGUUCCCAACUUAUUAUUGUGGAAGCUGGUGGAAGUGUGUGAUAGCCAUGUCCAAGUAGGGCAAACCGUCCAGACAAGAUCUGCAGUGAUUGAUUUUAUAAGCUACCUGCAUGAACAUUGAAAUAUGACAACCUUAUGGAAGAGUGACUGACUCCUUAUAACUCCAUUUUAAUCAAUUAUUUUUCUAUUGAUGAAUUCAAUUUUGCAAAGCAUGUUUGUUUUCAUUCAGUGUUGUAGAAAGGUAAAGGGAGGUGACUGAAGACUUAACUGUUUUCCAGACGUGUGACUGCUCCCUGGUGUCAGCCCGGGUCACUCUGCUGACCACUGUAGUUUUCUGGUUCAAAUGUCGUCUGGACUGGUCCCUCGUGUUUGCUUUAGUGCUUACACUUUCCACAAUCUGCCUUUUGUACACGGUUUCUCACACUGCUGCAGUGUGUCAGUGCAGAUAGAUCAGAGGAUGUGUACCUAAGUUUGUGUCCAGCUGAAGUAGUUUAUUUUCUCCUCAUGAAUAAUGUUUAUCACAUUCCCUUAUCAGCUACACCCCAAAAGAAGCGGUACACUUAUCAAUCUCUUGAUCUUCGUGUCAAAGUCCAGCAUCUGUCCCCUGGAGGCUGUGUCAUUGUCUGGGUGUUGACCAUUCAGAUGAAUUCUUUUUUUUUUCAAAUGAAUGUAUUAUUUUUUUGAGUAUACUUGGGUGAUAAUCAUAGAGGCUCAUCAGCAGGCAACAUGUUUCUGCUUCCCUUGUACUACGCACGGCUGAACUUCUGUUCUCCAGACUUCCUACUGGCUGCAGAUGUUCUCUUUAGUGAAGCAUCAAGACAAUAGAGAUGCAGAGGAAAUGAAGUGGCACUAAACUUCAAAGCAAAUGGCUUCGCUGUCGGAAUUUUGCAGUCAUACAGCAAAGACACCAUAAUCCAUGUUGAAAUCCAUGAUGUUGCGCAGAUGUUAAUCUAUAAUUCUCCCUCUCUAUGUUCCUUAGACUGGCAAAAAUGAACUCUCACUUUCUUUAAUCGAAUGAGGUGGGGAAGGUACCGGUCGUUUCCAGUAUCAGGAUUGGGCUCCGAUACCAAUGUUUUUGAGGGGUCAGAUCAGGCCUUUAGCUAGGAUUGAAUGCGCUGAAAGUGCAAGUGAAAUUUACAAAGUUGACCUCCUCUGAAACUCCUGCAUUGUAAAUAUUUAGUGAAACAUCAUCUGAGCACCCAGAAGUCGAAUCUCGUACAUAAAUGAAUGACCUGAUAACCUGAAGAAAUGUUGCAUCUGAGUUGUGCCUCUGCCUUGAAUUGUAUUUCAACCUUGGAAUAUGAUGGAGUGGCUAAAUAAUAGGGCUGUAACAUUUGGAGUUUUGAACGGAGAUGGUCUAAGUUGGUUGCGGUGUGUUGGAUUGGUAAAGAUUAAGUAGCUAUAAUGGCAACCUGACCAAUGGCCCCAACCAACCACUGCUCAUUCAACCUGGAGAAAGGUUGCAGUUUUGCUAUUUGGAUUUCAUCUUGAAGUUUAGAAAAAUAAUAAUACAGUUGUUGUUUUUCAAUGUAGAAAUACUGCAGUAUGGAUAAAAAUCAAAAGUCCAAGCAUCAUUUAUUCAGGUUGAAGUAAUAUUCAACUGGUUGCACUUUAUUUUUUUCCUCAAAGUAUUGUAGAGGUUAACUUGCUGGUUGAUCCUUCGGUGUUGGGUUCAUUGUUGUAAAAAUAAAAUGUGAAUGUGUUUGCGAUUAACUGUUGACUUAUUGUCCAGAAUUAAUUCAUAAUUUAACAGGAAACCUGUUCAUUUUGUCAAAGUUAUACAGGUUAGAAUUUUGUGUUGGAAGCUACUGAUUCGAUUUCAAGCCACUGAAUCGUAUCAAAUCAUAUCUUUCUAUGUGAACAAACAUGGUCCUUGAUCGAAGUAGUUACCUCCAACUAUGACAAGAAUGGAAUAGCUGGGUCAUGACUGCUGCCAUAUUGUUACAACCCGCAAAAAGUAUUUGAGCCUCAAUGGGGACAUGUUGGAGGAAGAACCUUGGCACUCAGUAAAAGGAGAAGAGGAACACAAGUGCAGAGAAUAUUGAAAUGAUAUGUUUGACUAGGCUGGAUGAUAGAGAUGAUUUUAGGUGGAGGAAGCUCACUGGCUGUGGCAACCUCGGAUGGGAAAAGCUGAAGGACAAAGAGGAAUGGUUUCAUGUUACGGUAGUGCAAGCAAAUAAACAUUUUUGUCUUAUCCUCUGUGAGGAAUAAACCCUUAUUUGGUGUAUGUGAAAGAGGAGAUUUUUUAGAAAUUUUAGUUGUUUGUCUGACGAAGGCACUUUCGUCUCACUGGAAUGAGAAAUGAUUUUGUCUCUGUAUAGCUCCAUUGUUACAAUUUGCGACACGAUUUGUUGGCUAGUGUACAUUUAGCAUCUGAGUCGUUUUUUUUUUUUAAUGAAGGCCUUGAAGUGUGUCGGAUUGACGCUUGAGUUCGAUCUGUUGGAGUAUGAGGAGUUCCAUCAUUUAGAUUUAGACUGCUUAUUUGUUUGCUCUGUGUUAAUAGCCCCUCUGACACUUGCUGAAAGGUUUUUGACGUUUCCAAAUUGCCAGUUUGGAUCCAGACAAUGUGACGUAGAUACACAUAGGUGCAUAAGAAAGGCCCAGUCAUGAGGUCGUCCCUCAAAUGAGCAGCAACAUCAGUGCCUCUCUCCUCCCUGUACAAAGUCCCAGGACUCCAAAUCCUCCAAGCGCUAGCGCUGUUGAUCUGAGCCUAAGCGACUGUUGGUGUGAACUCCCUCUCUUUGUCGGCGUGUUUAUUUUUUUUGGAGAGUGCAUAUCUUUGGAAAGUUGGAAUCUCCCUCACCAGGAAGGAAGAAACACAUUUUGAGUCACAGCAUAAGCAUCAACACUGGGGGCCAAUAAGGAGGACACAUAUUGUGCGGAUCUGCAGCAAGGGGCGACGAUGCGUGUCCACGUGCACACAAAGUUCUGUUUCCUGUGUGUGCUCACCGUGCUCCUCAAUCAGAGCAGCCACUGCCAUGAGGACGUGGGCCACCACCACCAGGACGCCCACAAUGACCUGCAGAUUUCCGAGGCUCCGUAUUUGACUAGAAGUACCCUGUCGCCCGAUUUCAAAUCUCCACAAGGCGGCACGCUGGAGGAGGAGCAGCGUUUUUACAUCCAGCAGCUGUUCAGACGUUAUGGCAAGAACGACAAGUUAGACUUCCAGGGCUUCCAAAGUCUCCUGCUCAGUCUGGGCCUGGGGGAAGUGAAGGUGGUGGAGAUGGAACACGAGGAGCUGGGUCACGACCAUGUUGCCCACCUGGGCCUUCUGGACAUGCAGGAGGGACACCACACACGCACGUCGACAGGCGACAGUCAUGGCCAUCAUGAUCAUACACAUCACAAUGCAGGAUCGCAUCAUCCUCAUCACCACGAGGAUCCGAAGCCAUGCAACGAGAACGCGACGGUCCCCACUGCAACUGGGUCAGAGGACCAUGACCAUGACCAUCAUCAUGACCAUGACCAUCAUCAUCAUGACCAUGACCACAAUCAUCAUGACCACGACCAUCAUCAUGACCAUGGUCAUGACCACAAUCACUCACAUGAUGAGAAACAGGAGCAGGGCAACAACCACGGUGGCCAUGAUCAUGGCCUUAAAAUACAGAUCAACACAGACAUUUCCGCCAGUAAACAACUGCUCCCGUCCCAAGUGGCGCCUACCAGAGUCCCUCAGGGCCGACAAGCUACUCCUUCUCCUGUUGAAAGACAAACUAAGAAGCCAAGGAAGCAGGGGCGAGGCAGAGGGCAGCAUGGUCGGGGCAAGACUGUAUCGCAUCCUGGUGACCAGGACCACAGUCACAACCAUGAUCACGAUCAUAAUCAUAAUCAUAAUCAUGAUCAUGACCACGACCACAGCCAUGACCACAGCCAUGACCACGACCACAGCCAUGACCACAGCCAUGACCACGAUCACAACAGUCAUGUCCGAAAAAACAAAAGAGAAGCUCCAGGAUUGGGUCAAACACCAUCUGGUCAUGAUCGAUUGUUUCACCAGCACGAAGAGUGUCUAAACCUGACCCAACUCCUAGAGCACUACGGUCUGAGCUCGGAAUCGCUCAUCUCACCCAGCCAGUUCACCUACUUGUGUCCCGCCCUGCUGUACCAGAUCGACAGUCGGGUCUGCAUACGACAUUUCCACCAGAUGAGCGUUGAGCAGGAGUCGCUGAGCCCUGGUUCCAUUUGGAUCUGGAUCUGGGGCUUUGUGUCCAUCACCAUCAUCAGCUUGCUGUCUCUGCUGGGUGUGGUUCUGGUUCCCAUCCUCAACCAGUCCUGCUUCAAGUUCCUGCUGACCUUCCUGGUGGCUCUGGCUGUGGGCACCCUCAGUGGAGAUGCCCUGCUCCACCUCCUGCCCCACUCUCAAGGUCAACAUGACCACGGUGAACACGGACACCACCACCACGUCGAUAGUGAGGACCUGGUGGUGAAGUUCGACGGCGUGUGGAAAGGUCUGACGGCCCUCUCCGGGAUUUACCUCCUCUUCAUCAUAGAGCACUGCAUCGGCAUGUUGAAGCACUACAAGGACCGAAAGGCGCUGAAGAAAGGCAGCAAGGACGGAACCAUCGGCAGGAAGUUGUCUGAUCACAAGCUGAAUCGACGCUCGGACGCCGAGUGGCUCCAGCUGAAGCCACUCAAUGAAGAGGGCGAUCCGGACAACAGUGCCCACAACGACACGCAGCUCACCGGGGUCCAGAUCCCAGACUCCCCCACCAAAACCCCACUCACCAACAAAACGCCAGAUCAGCAGAAAUCGCCCGCCAAGUCCAACGGUCACAAGUCCAAGCACCACGGCCAUGGCCACUCCCAUGGCGGGAACUGCCACUCGGACCAGGAGAUGAAGGACGCCGGCAUCGCCAGCAUCGCCUGGAUGGUCAUCAUGGGGGACGGGAUGCACAACUUCAGCGACGGCCUCGCCAUCGGGGCAGCUUUCAGCGCCAACAUCACCGGAGGCAUCAGCACGUCGGUCGCCGUCUUCUGCCAUGAAUUGCCUCAUGAACUGGGUGACUUUGUCGUGCUGCUGAAGGCCGGCAUGACGGUGAAGCAGGCCAUCGUCUACAACGUGCUCUCGGCGCUCAUGGCCUACGUGGGAAUGAUCAUCGGCACGGCGGUGGGCCAGUACACGCACAACGUCACCAACUGGAUCUUCGCCAUCACUGCCGGGAUGUUCCUCUAUGUGGCGCUGGUGGACAUGCUCCCCGAGAUGCUGCACGGCGACAGCGAGGAGGACAAGCGCUGCCAGCCGGGCCACUUCCUGCUGCAGAACGUGGGCAUGCUGACGGGCUUCGGCAUCAUGCUCAUCAUCGCCAUUUUCGAGGACCAGAUCGUCCUGGACUUCGGGUUCUAGUCAACCCGGGGGCCAGGAGACGGAGACGUGUUGCAUGAGUCUGUGCCUCCCCCCAAACGUGCGGCUUCAGCUCCACCAGUCAUGUGCCCAUCUAGAAAAGAACAGGUCGCCCGGCCGCCGCUCCCCGACCUCUCGUCGGCUCUCUCAAGAGUCGAGCUGCUCAGGGGACGGCGGCGCGUCGGCGGUCGUGUCGCCUCUCCAUCACUUCCUGUCGUCCACGUGUUGUCUCUGAGCUGUUGCGUGCUUUCCUCCGCGUCGCGUCCCUCCCCCCAGCCCUCGGCUCUGCUCGCUGUCAAUCGUGUCCAUCGUCCGAUCCCCUCUAAUUCUUCCCACACGUCGAUCCGCAGAUUCUUCUGCCAAAGACGCUAAGUUAUGAUCUGCUCUUUUUGUUUAUUAUGCCAAAAGUGUUUAUGAAACGAUCCGCUGGAUAGACUCGUGAAUGUUUCGUUGAUGAAUCAGACGCUGGGUUUCAAGGUGCUCCCUGCUUGAACUGUGGUGCCAACCUAUAGGGACACAACAGUUGCUGUACCCCCCUCCUGAGGUGAGUUAGAAGACCCAGACAAUCGCAGACCUCCAGCAGGAAACGGUGCUUUCAUCAUCAGCAUUCCUUUGCACUCAUUCGGGACGUUAAUCUGGUGUAAAUAUUCUGUGACUGCAACACUGUGGACUGUGGCUGAUGCUUGACACACCCCCUCCAUUUGAGCCCCGCCCCCACACUUCCUUUGACAUUCCAUCUGUCAGCAGUGGGAACACGCAUGUGUGUUUGUGUGUGUGUGUUCAUCUAUCCUGUCACUGUGUGACAUCAUCUUGUGUCUUAACAGUCAUUGUCAGUCCAUCAUGCAUGUAGCAUGAGCGAGGACGGCUGUCCAGUGUGUCUUCACUCUCUGUCCAGCAGAAAGGUCUCGUCUGCUGACCGGGACUCGCUCCGUCAGACGCGGGCAAGCAGGACUCUUAGCGAUAGCACAUCAUUUUUACACCAAUCAUUUUAGAACUUGAAGGCAAAGUCUUGUUAUUUUUUUGUUAGGGAGAAUAUCAGAGAGACGUGAUCUGUUUUGUAGUUUAGUCCUGACAGUAGAUGACUUUUUUUUAAAACCAUGACAUCCGAGUUGCAGCUCUCGUGGCCGCUUCUCUGCAGACAGUGAAAUGAAGGUUCUUGUUUAUUGCCUUUUUUUUUUUUUUUUUGCUUCUUUGUAUAUAUCUGGUUCAUGAUCUGGAUGGGAAAUACAAGUGCUGUUUGCAUCUGUGUAUCAUCAGUGAAUAAACUUUAGGGUAAAAGAGUGUUUUGUUCU
Messenger RNA from Synchiropus splendidus (mandarinfish), 7770 nucleotides. RefSeq names its product solute carrier family 39 member 10 (gene slc39a10). The record is from RefSeq and is a predicted model, not a curated record. Lineage: Eukaryota; Metazoa; Chordata; Actinopteri; Syngnathiformes; Callionymidae. The transcript has 12 exons. The coding region runs from base 4040 to 6481 and encodes 813 amino acids. Gene Ontology annotation, molecular function: zinc ion transmembrane transporter activity. Gene Ontology annotation, cellular component: membrane. Gene Ontology annotation, biological process: positive regulation of B cell receptor signaling pathway; intracellular zinc ion homeostasis; zinc ion import across plasma membrane.